Molecule: messenger RNA, 2784 nt
Organism: Paramecium octaurelia
Lineage: Eukaryota; Ciliophora; Oligohymenophorea; Peniculida; Parameciidae
Source: the annotation of a GenBank genome assembly
AUGCGGUGUUAAAAGGAUCAGUAUUAAGACUUAUAUGUACUUUUGGCUUAAUCCAAUGAUGUUGAUGACUCAAUCUUCCAUGUCCUCAUUUAGAUACUCAAAAGAGAGAAAAUAUAAGGCAAUCUAGAAUUUCUCCCAUAAAAUCAAAAUCAAUCGCAAGUCUAAUAAGAAAUAUGUUCAUUAUUAUUGGAUAAGGAAUUGAUGCUGAAUUUUGGAAAAAAUAGCAUUAAGAAAGUAACAGAUUUUCUAAAAAAAAUUAAAGAUAAUGAUUUUAACAAAGAGAAUUAUUCAUUAGAAGAAUAUGAAGAAAUGAAAUAAGAUCUGAUCACAAAAAUAUCCUAAAAUAAGAAGAUCAUAGAAUUAUUAAAACUCUUAGUUCAUCUGACUGCCUUAGAUGAGAGGUACAUAUAAUGUGGAUCAAAUUCUCUUCAUUUAUUAAUUUAAAUGAAGGUUGAUUUGAAGAAUCAAUCUUUUGAAAAUAUUAAAAUUAGAAAUACUUCACUGCGAGGAGCGAAUUUUGUGAGGUGCAACUUAAGUGGAUCUGAUUUUGACAAUGUCAUUAUUAGUGGAAUAAAUUUAAAUUAAGCUAUAUUAUUUAAUUGCAAGUGGAGGAAUUUGGGCAUUAAUGAGUUAAAUAAGUUAAAUGGUCAUAGUGAUAGCGUUAAUUAAGUUUGCUUUUGUCGAAAUGGCAAGUCAUUUGCUUCUUGUAGUGAUGAUAAUACUAUCCGUUUUUGGGAUGUUAAAACAGGUAAAUUAAUGUCUAUAAUCUAAAAAUAUGGAAGGGUAAGAUCAAUCUGCUUCUCACCAAAUGGUACAACCUUAGCUUAUAGCAGUUAAAGGUUUGCGUAUAUAUGGAAUCUUAAAAAAGGGAAUUAAAUAGCCAAGUUAGAUGGUAAUUCAAAUUAAGUUAAUUCAAUUUGUUUCUCUCCUGAUGGUACUACAUUAGCAUUUAGUAGCGUAGAUAGUUCUAUUUGUUUAUGGAAUGUAAAGAUGAGAAAAUAUAAAGCCAAAUUUGAUGGUCAUACUAACUCAGUUAUUUCAAUCUGUUACUCUCCUGAUGGUACUACAUUAGCAUCUGUUAGCAUUGACGGUUCUAUUCGUUUAUGGGAUGUUAAAACAGAAUAAUCACUAGCCAAUUUAGGUGGUCAUACUAGUUUAGCUAAAUUAGUCUGUUUCUCUCCUGACGGUACUACAUUAGCAUCUGUUAGCAUAGACGGUUCUAUUCGUUUAUGGGAUCUUAAGACAAGAUAAUAAAAAGCCAAAUUAAAUGGUCAUACUAGCUCAGUUUUGUCAGCCUGUUUCUCUCCUGAUGGUACUAUAUUAGCAUCCGCCAGUUCAAAUAAGUCUAUCCGUUUAUGGGAUGUAAAGACAGGAUAAUAAAAAGAUAAAUUAUACGGUCAUUCAAAUUUUGUCAAUUCAGUCUGUUUCUCUCCUGAUGGCAGUACAUUAGCAUCUGGUAGUUCAGAUAGGUCUAUCCGUUUGUGGGAUGUUAAGACUGAAUAAUAAAAAGAUAAAUUAUGUGGUCAUUCAAAUUAUGUCAUGUCAGUCUGUUUCUCUCCUGAUGGCACUACAUUAGCAUCUGGGAGUUAUGAUAACUCUAUCCUUUUAUGGAAUGUUAAGACAGGAUAAUAAAAAGCAAUAUUAGUUGGUCAUUCUAAUUGUGUCAUGUCAGUUUGUUUCUCUCCUGAUGGCAAUACAUUAGCAUCUGGGAGUUAUGAUAACUCUAUCCGUUUAUGGAAUGUUAAGACAGGAUAAUAAAAAGCAAUAUUAGAUGGUCAUUCCAAUUUUAUUCUUUCAAUCUGUUUUUCUCCUGAUAUUACGAAAUUGGCAUCUGGUAGUUAUAAAGAUAUCUGUUUAUGGGAUGUUAGGACAGGAUAAAGAUAAGCCAAAUUAGAUAGUCACACUCAUUAUGUUAACAAAGUUGCUUUCUCUCCUGAUGGUACUACAUUGGCAUCUAGUAGUAUUUAAUAAAUCUGUUUAUGGGAUGUUAAGACAGGAUAAUAAAAAGCGAAAUUAGAUGGCUUUACUGACAACUUUAUUUCAGUCUAUUUCUCUCCUGAUGGUACUACAUUAGCAUCUGAUUGUUUUGAUGGCUCUGUCCGUUUAUGGGAUGUUAUGACAGGAUAAUAGAAAGGCAAAUUCGAUUGUCAUUCAAGUGUUAUUCAUUCAAUAUGUUUCUCUCCUGAUGGUAGUACAUUAGCAUUUGAUAGUUAUGAAAAUACUAUCCGAUUAUAUGAUGUUAAGACAGGAAAAUAAAAGGCCAAAUUAGAUGGUCAUACUCAUUAAAUUAACACUGUGUGUUUUUCUCCUGAUGGUACUAUAUUAGCAUCUUGUAGCCAAGACUAUUCGAUCCGUUUAUGGGAUGUUACGACCAGCUAAUACAAAGCCAAACUAAAUAGUAUUACUAACAGCUGUAUUUCAGUAUGUAACUGCUAUGACACUAUUUCAUUUGAAACUGGUAGUUCUGAUAACUCUUUCCCUUUCUCGGAUGUAAAAGCAGGACAAGAAACAUUACCCUCAGAUAAUCGGUACAAAGACAUUCUAUUGGAAAUACCAGCAUUAACAAAACUAUUUAUUACAGAAAGUAGUAUUAAUUUAUGCUAUUCUUAAGCUUCCUCUUAUAUUACAAUUCUUCGAAUUUCCUAAACUCCUAAUUUAGAAGCUCAAGGAGCAUUAAUCCUGUAAGGAGAAUUUUUUAAUUACUAAGGUGUAGAUUUAAGAAAUUUAUUUAGAUCAAAAGGUAGUUUGAUUUUAGAAAACUUUAAAGAACAAAAACAAAAGUGA